GCAUAUCGUUACAGAAAUAUUUAUCAUGCAACAUAAAUACUUGUCCUAUGACACAAACUAUGGUCAUGAAACGCAACUUAUUCUGAUCGAUUCUGGUUCUGUGAUCAAAGCUUAUGUUAAAACCCCAAAAAUUUGUCAGAUAACACCAAAAUAUUUUUCAUUUUUUGUUGAUCAAAAUGCUAAAAUAAUUUUGAUCAUAUUCCUGAGACGCCAAAUAAUUUGGGUUGAAUUUGUGUUCGGGAAACAAAAUUUAACCAAAACGUUCGCCGUUGUGACCUUCUACCGAAGAAGUUGCCCUUCAACUCUUUUACAAAUCAUCUCCGGAAUAAAUAAUGCAGACAAGAAAGGUGAUAUCACGUGGAUAGGCGCAAAACUAAGACCUAUGUGCAAAUAG
This is a messenger RNA of Mucor mucedo, 394 nucleotides long. RefSeq lists its product as uncharacterized. The transcript has 5 exons. NCBI's taxonomy places the organism in Eukaryota, Fungi, Mucoromycota, Mucoromycetes, Mucorales, Mucoraceae. The coding region runs from base 26 to 394 and encodes 122 amino acids. The record is from RefSeq and is a predicted model, not a curated record.